UUUAUCUGUAACGACUUAACUCUCUGUCUUGUCUCCUAGGUUUUCUCUUGGCAACCACACACGCCUCAGUGAAAUAAUGCAAGGUGAAUGGCCCUGAGGGAACCCGUCACAAACUUCACUUCAGCAAUCGGAGCUCAGCUGUGUGAAAAAGCAGAACUAUGCAGUGGAGACGGCGCCACUGCUGCACGCACACAGCCAAACUUCUGUAUCUCCUCUCACUGCUGGGCUUCCUCGUGUUCCUGGUCCACCGAUCCGGCAUCCCGUGGUGGAGAGGCUACCCUGUGGUGUACGGCGGUACUGUGCCUCACCUCGCCAGCAACAAAUGGAACGCCAGCGCCGCUCAUAGAGCCUGGAGGUUUGUGAUUGUCCCUCAGACUACUUUUAAGGCAGACGGCAACAUCAGCUCAUCGGAGAGGAAUGGCGUUUCUUUUCAUCGAGGCAACAUAAGCAUCGAGGGGAAGCUGACCGCCGACACCAGCCAGAGCCAUGGGGGAGUUCUCAAUGUUUCCCUGAGCCACGGACCUUUCCCUUACAUCAUCAACGAGCCGCAGAAAUGCACAGAGAACCGACUACCCCCUUUUCUAGUGCUGUUGAUCUCCACCGAAGCUCGUCAGGUGGAAGCAAGGAACGCAAUCCGGCAAACUUGGGGGAACGAGAGCGUUUUCCCCUCUGUGGGGUUCAUCAGACUGUUUCUGCUGGGGAAAAAAGAGGGAGAGCUUGGACUCCUACAGCAGAGGAUGGUGGAGGCAGAGAGCCGGAGGCAUCAUGACAUCAUCCAGCAAGACUUCCUGGAUUCUUAUCAGAACCUGACCAUAAAGACCCUGAUGGGAAUGAACUGGGUGGCGAUGCACUGCCCAGAGGCGAGCUACGUCAUGAAAACCGACAGCGACAUGUUUGUCAACACAGAGUACCUCAUUUACAAGCUGCUCAGGCCAGACCAGAAGCCCAGGAAGAACUACUUCACAGGUAACAACAUGAGAGGCUUUGCCCCCAACCGGAAUGAAAACAGCAAGUGGUACAUGCCCCCCGAACUCUACCCAGGGGACAAGUAUCCCACCUUCUGCUCCGGGACCGGGUACGUCUUUUCCGGAGACCUGGCCGGGAAGAUCUACCGCACCUCCCUGAGGAUUCGCCGCCUGCACCUGGAGGACGUGUACGUGGGAAUCUGCCUGGCCGAGCUCCAAAUCGAGCCCACGCCCCCUCCCAACGGCUUCCUGUUCAACCACUGGCGGGUGUCGUACUCCAGCUGCAAGUACAGCCACCUGAUAACGUCGCACGGAUUCCAUCCGAACGAAUUGCUCAAGUACUGGCAUCACCUCCAGAGCAACAAACACAACGCCUGCAUCAACACGUUCAAAGACAGAGCGGGCAGAGCGCACUCCAGACUCCGAGACAAGCAGUUACUGAAACACUGACAAAACCAGCGGACUUCAGUAAAAAUACCACAUAUCUUUGGACAAUCCAGUUAAUCAUGAGAUACGAUGCUGCUAAAUUGUCAAUUUUCAACUAAUGUUAAACUAUUUCUACAGGACUGAGGCAACGCAGAACCGGUGAAAUUAGUUCUGUGUUGUUGAAUUGGACCGAGGAUAAAUGUGUCUGUAAAAUAUAAAUGUCUUUGUUGUACAGUGUGAAACGAACAUUUCCAACAGAGCAGCCUUGGAUUAACUGGUUAGCAGGCAGCUACUUUAUGAGACUGGAACUAAUCCAGAACCAGCAGUUUCUGCUCCAGCUCUAGCACUCAUCAACUCCUCUAUAAUUUGGGCCAACUUUACGAAAGUAAAAGAUGACGAAAAAUAUAAAAUGACAAAACCAGCAGAAAUCUAUCUCAGUUUUAUAAAAGGAGAACUUCUCAGCAAACUUAUAAAGCCCCUUUAACACUUACCCAGUAAGCCCACUCAUCUACUGGGACCGCUCUAGUGUGAAUAAAGCGGUUACAUUACCAG
Molecule: messenger RNA, 1943 nt
Organism: Cyprinodon tularosa
Lineage: Eukaryota; Metazoa; Chordata; Actinopteri; Cyprinodontiformes; Cyprinodontidae
Product: beta-1,3-galactosyltransferase 2-like
Exons: 1
Coding region: 159-1415 (418 amino acids)
Cellular component (GO): membrane
Molecular function (GO): N-acetyl-beta-D-glucosaminide beta-(1,3)-galactosyltransferase activity
Source: RefSeq, a predicted model, not a curated record